Messenger RNA from Penicillium roqueforti, 1197 nucleotides. RefSeq names its product ankyrin repeat domain-containing protein. The coding region runs from base 1 to 1197 and encodes 398 amino acids. The record is from RefSeq and is a predicted model, not a curated record. Lineage: Eukaryota; Fungi; Ascomycota; Eurotiomycetes; Eurotiales; Aspergillaceae. The transcript has a single exon. Gene Ontology annotation, molecular function: protein binding.
AUGAUCUCCUUGCUCCUUGACUUUGGCGCUCGAGUCAACGCAACGAACAAGAACGGGCGGACUGCGCUUAUGGAAGCCUGCCUUUGGGGUAGGCUGGAGAAUGUAAAGAUACUGCUUUCUCGGGGUGCCGAUCGAUCAUUGCGUGAUAACAAAAAUCAACGAGCCCUGAAUCUUACCAAACCAACUCAUAAGAACCGCAAAGAAAGGCACACGGUUGGGGGUGGGGUCUGGGGCGAUCCGAAAGAGCCAAUAUACAAGGAAGAUGUCGUCAACCGAGAUAUUGAUCGACGAGAGAUUGCGCGCAUCCUUGACGAGGGAGAUUUGCACACCAAGGCAGAUCUCGUACUACAAUAUCCCGACACAGCCUCUCACUCCUUCAGAAGGUCAUCUACUGGCCAAUCGGUCACUCUUUAUGGUCCAAUUCGACAGUAUCCCAUAUCUACAUCUUACAAGACAAUUGCUUUGCUAGAAAGGGGCAUUCCUUUCCCAUCUAUAGCGGCAAUGAGUGGCUGGGGACACUCACAAUGGCCUUCAACACGGGUGAGCGGCAAGGAUUGGACUGAUAGGGUCCUGAAACUAGCCACCAUCGUUGGUCAUACUCUCGCUGUUGAUGCUCGCAAGGACCACGGUAUCCAGGGACAGUUUUUUGCGUCCCACGCGGAAAAGCAACUGAUCGCUUAUUUUCUCGACCGACAUGUUUUUCUAGAAGAGGACAAGAAGCUUGACUCCCGGUUUGAUAAAGAAAUCGCAGAUGAAAAUUUGAAAAUAUCGGAACUGGAGUCUAUAUACCCUAGCAUCCCCCGACUCUAUCAGCUCCAAUAUGAUAGAAAGCAACUUGAAUUUAAGCUAUUUGACAAAGACGAUCGAUUACUUGGGGACGAAUAUGACGAGGCACUGGUCCAGCGCUUGAAACGUGAAGUGUCAAUUGUUGAUGAUGAGAUUGCCCUCCUUGGAACUCGUCCCGAAAUCCGGAAAUUAAAGGCUCGAGAGGGUCAGAUACAGCUUUGGGAAGAUAAGAAAACACUUCAGAGACGCCUCAACCGCAUUUCAACAAUGGAGCCAGAAGCUACUUUGCGUGGGGCAAGUAUUCUGAUAACCUCUCCCAGCCGUAAAAUUUGUGAGGAUUGUCUGCUAUUUAAAGACAGAGUGAACUGCUUUUUCGGUCUAUCGAUCGAGUUACGUGAGUGUACAGCGUGA